GAUUCAGCCAUUUCCAGAAUUGAAUCUUGAACUUACUUGCCAACAUUCAGCUUCGUGCGCCCCCAGACCAGCACUCCAGCCUAUCCAUCUGAUAUCCAAGACACCACACCAUGGCGGACACUGUCGAGGAGAAGAAGCAGUCCGUUGAGGGACAGGGCCAGGCUGACGCCAAUGCCUCGAUUGGAGGAUCUGGCAAGGCCGAAUCAUCGAGCAAGAAACAAACCAACGGCAGUGCCGAUGCCGACGAUUCAGAACCCGAAGCUCAGCCUCAGAAGUCAAAAUCGCAAUCGAGGCGUCGCCAGUCUCGAGGCCGUGGACGACGAGGCGGAGAUUCCGAGGACACUGAUGCACGAUCCGACGUCUCCCAGUCUGGCGGCCGCCGCAACCGUCAGCGCCAGAAGAAGGGUGGGAAGGGAGGCCCUCUUGACGACAUCACCGAGAACGUUCCCGGAGGCGAGCUUGUUGGUGGUGCUGGCGACAUGGUCCAGGACACCGCGGGCAAGGCUGUAGGCCAGGUCGGCGACACUGCUGGAAAGGCUCUUGGAGGUCUGACCGGCGGUGGAGGCGGCGAGGAUGAGGGCGACAGCAAGGGCGAGCAGCUGCGUCUGCGAUUGGAGCUUAACCUCGACAUUGAGAUCCAGCUCAAGGCUAAGAUUCACGGUGACCUGACCCUUGGUCUGCUUAACUAAGCUACAAGCAACGAACAUUGCACGACCAUUACUACUUUACGACGUUUGGAGCAUUGAGUCCGGAGCUUUCCUGGACGG
Didymella exigua CBS 183.55 is the source of this 767-nucleotide messenger RNA. RefSeq lists its product as uncharacterized. NCBI's taxonomy places the organism in Eukaryota, Fungi, Ascomycota, Dothideomycetes, Pleosporales, Didymellaceae. Bases 111 to 689 code for a protein of 192 amino acids. The record is from RefSeq and is a predicted model, not a curated record. The transcript is spliced from 3 exons.